Molecule: messenger RNA, 681 nt
Organism: Priceomyces carsonii
Lineage: Eukaryota; Fungi; Ascomycota; Pichiomycetes; Serinales; Debaryomycetaceae
Product: U2-type spliceosomal complex subunit
Exons: 1
Coding region: 1-681 (226 amino acids)
Biological process (GO): snoRNA splicing
Cellular component (GO): U2-type spliceosomal complex
Molecular function (GO): metal ion binding
Source: RefSeq, a predicted model, not a curated record
AUGUUCAAGAAAAGAACCAUUAGGCGGUCAAAAUCUGAUGCUAAGAGAAAGCUAGAUUUCGAAAGCGAUGGCUCGGGAUCUGAAACCAACUCUGAAGCUAGUAUCAGGAUACCACAAAGAGAGUUCAAAAAGAGGAAGCAUCCCAACGGCAAAAAUGAAGGAACUACUUCAAAGAGCUCUGUGGGAUAUUUUGAAACAAGCUCGAAGAAGGAGGCAGAACCUGUAAUUCAAGGGCUAGCCUCAGACGAAAACUCAAAACCAUCUAGCACUUUGAAAGGUGCUCCGCAAAAUAUCAGGACAAUUACAAUAACGGACUUUCAACCAGAUGUAUGUAAGGACUUUUUACAAACUGGUUACUGCGGUUAUGGAGACACUUGUAAGUUUUUACAUAUUAGAGAUGAAUCGAGACAAAAAAAGCCUAUAGAGAAGGAAUGGGAAAAUGUUACGAAGACGAAAGCGAAACCCAAUCCCAAAGUAGACCAAAUUCCAUUCAAAUGUGUACUUUGCAAAGAGGACUAUAAAAAACCUGUUAAGACCACUUGUGAACAUAUAUUUUGCCAGACCUGUCUCUUAAGCAGAAUCAAGUCCAAAAACAAAACUACAUGCUUUAUUUGCGGCAAGGAGACUGGGGGAAUCUUCUCUUCUGUACUGCCCAAAGAACUAGACUCAUUGAUAAGCUAA